AUGGAUGAUAUUUGUGAUGAUAGCUUGCCACAAGUUCUUGCGAAGGAUUCCCUAAAGGAAGUUCUCUGCGAAAAUUUAUCUAGAGACAAUGCAAGCGUUUGGGGUAAUGAGGCUUGUGACUCUUGUCGGAGGUCUGGCAACAUUUUGCGGAGGCAUGAGAUGCCCCAAACCGGGAUUCUUGAAGUAGAAAUAUUCGAUGUUCAGGGUAUUGAUUAUAUGGGGCCGUUCCCAUCUUCCAAUGGGAAUUGCUACAUACUCGUAGCCGUCGAUUAUGUGUCCAAGUGGGUUGAGGCCAUAGCUUCACCAACAAACGAUGCCAAGGUAGUCAUCAAGCUCUUCAAGAAGAUCAUAUUUCCGAGGUUUGGUUUUCCACGGGCUAUUAUUAGUGAUGGAGGUACUCACUUCCAUGAAAGACAAUUGGAUAACCUCCUUAAGAAGUAUGGUGUAUAUCAUAGAACCGGGCUUAGUUACCACCCUCAAACUAGUGGUCAAGUUGAGGUCUCUAAUAGGGAAAUCAAGGCGAUUCUAGAAAAGCACAAGGCUGGAGGCAAUGGACAGAGUAGCUUUGUUGUCACAUUUCAGAAUUGUGGGACCUAG
Messenger RNA from Chenopodium quinoa (quinoa), 597 nucleotides. RefSeq lists its product as uncharacterized. The transcript has 3 exons. Gene Ontology annotation, biological process: DNA integration. Bases 1 to 597 code for a protein of 198 amino acids. Gene Ontology annotation, molecular function: nucleic acid binding. The record is from RefSeq and is a predicted model, not a curated record. NCBI's taxonomy places the organism in Eukaryota, Viridiplantae, Streptophyta, Magnoliopsida, Caryophyllales, Amaranthaceae.